Messenger RNA from Conger conger (European conger), 3996 nucleotides. It is a transcript of the gene map2k2a, whose product is annotated as mitogen-activated protein kinase kinase 2a. The record is from RefSeq and is a predicted model, not a curated record. Gene Ontology annotation, biological process: protein phosphorylation. The transcript has 11 exons. Gene Ontology annotation, molecular function: ATP binding; protein kinase activity. NCBI's taxonomy places the organism in Eukaryota, Metazoa, Chordata, Actinopteri, Anguilliformes, Congridae. Bases 893 to 2092 code for a protein of 399 amino acids.
AGAAAGAGUUCCUCUUGCUUUAGCUUGUUCCUUCCUGAACUGAGAACCGAAUUGAAAGUACCCAUAGCAGUUCCAUCCUUGGCGUACGUUUUUGUUCUUCUCUGGAGAAUCCGCUGCAAUACCCGACUCUUUCGCGCUCUGGGCCGAACAUCCUCGGACUCGAGUACGAGGUGUCGUCUGUGGAAACUCCCCCCCUCUCCCUGUCUGCGAGACCCAGACAGGCCCGGGCCGCCUCGAGGAAACCAGAGCGCAAGACACAAAUCUCUCAAGGGAGAGGAGGAAACGAUGCAAAAUGCGGUGAUGCGUUUUGUAGAAAGUUUAGUUCUUACUGAAGUAGUGACCCCAUUUGUUGCCAAACAUCUAGCUAGUCCGCAAGUCCGAAACUAGCCCUGCGUAGAUUUGGCCGGCUUGCGAGCUAGCCAGAUAACGGGAAUUAUCUAGCUAGCUAUCUAGCCAGCUAGCCUAACCGUUAUUACGAGAUGGUGAUAGCCUCCAACAGCUCUUGACAUGCAUAGAUAGCUGCUUGCUAGUUCUCUGACACUUGAUUAGCUACUAGCUGGCUAGCUUAGAACAUUUGCUCGUUAGCGGUUCCAUGUUUUUAGUUUAUUAAUCCCUUCAUGAAAGUUUCGGCGGACAAAAUACCUUUGGUAAACUAAGACGCCAGUUAUUUUUCCUGCAUAACGUUACUUAAAGGGACUAUAUAAUAGCUUGUUUGCCAGUUGUCAAAAAUAGCUUAGUAUCAACUUGCUGGCUAACUAAGGCGAUUUAACUUGCUGCAACGAGUGAAGAUCAAGGUAACGUUGGGUGGUUAGGUCUUGUUUGUAUAAUUCGUAUACAAAUAACUUCUUGAAUUAAGCUAAGUCUGUGUAAGGACCUAAAACCUUAAGUGGACAUGGCCCCAAAAAGAAGACCGGGUCCCCUAACCAUUACACCCACCGGAGACGGUCAGCCGGCGUCAACCACCAUCGACGCCGCCUCAGAGGCCAACCUGGAGGCCCUGCAGAAGAAGCUGGGCGAGCUGGACCUGGACGAGCAGCAGAGGAAGCGCCUGGAGGCCUUCCUCACCCAGAAAGCCAAGGUGGGCGAACUGAAGGACGACGACUUCCACCGCAUCUGCGAGCUCGGAGCCGGCAACGGCGGCGUGGUCAACAAGGUCCGCCACAAGCCCUCCAGCCUGGUCAUGGCCAGGAAGCUGAUCCAUCUGGAGAUCAAGCCGGCGAUCAGGAACCAGAUCAUCCGCGAGCUGCAGGUUCUGCACGAGUGCAACUCGCCCUACAUCGUGGGCUUCUACGGGGCCUUCUACAGCGACGGCGAGAUCAGCAUCUGCAUGGAGCACAUGGAUGGGGGCUCGCUGGAUCAGGUGCUCAAAGAAGCCAGAAGAAUCCCAGAGGAAAUUUUGGGCAAAGUCAGCAUAGCUGUUCUCAGAGGCCUGGCCUACCUGCGGGAGAAGCACCAGAUUAUGCAUAGAGACGUCAAGCCCUCCAACAUCCUGGUGAACUCCCGCGGAGAGAUCAAGCUGUGUGACUUCGGCGUGAGUGGCCAGCUCAUCGACUCCAUGGCCAACUCCUUCGUGGGAACGCGCUCGUACAUGUCGCCGGAGAGACUGCAGGGCACGCACUACUCCGUGCAGUCGGACGUGUGGAGCAUGGGCCUGUCGCUGGUGGAGCUGGGCAUCGGGCGCUACCCCAUCCCCCCGCCCGACGCCAAGGAGCUGGAGGCUAUUUUUGGCCGGCCCGUGCUGGACGGGGCGGAGGCUGAGAUGCACAGCACCUCCCCGCGACCCAGGGUCCCGGGACGGCCCGUUAGCGGCCACGGGAUGGACAGCCGCCCGGCCAUGGCCAUCUUCGAGCUUCUGGACUACAUCGUCAAUGAGCCGCCUCCCAAGCUCCCGCAUGCCGUCUUCACCUCCGACUUCCAGGAUUUUGUGACGAAAUGCCUCAUCAAAAACCCUGCGGAUCGAGCUGACCUGAAGAUGCUCAUGAACCACACGUUCAUCAAGCGGUCGGAGGUGGAGGAGGUGGACUUUGCCGGCUGGCUGUGUAAAACCAUGGGUCUGCACCAGCCCAGCACCCCCACCCGUGGUGCUGUCUGAACAGUGAACGGCCCUGCCUGCUUCUCACCAACAGUCACACACACACACACACACACACACACACACACACACAGAGCCCUGUCUGCCUGCUUCUCACCAACAGUCUCUCAGACAUGCACACACACACACACACACCCAGCCAUGCUUGCCUGAUUUUCACCAACCGUCUCUGUCGCACACACACACACACACACACACACACACAAAUAUCUUUCCUCAUACAUGCACGUUUGAUUUGGGGAGGGAACAGUUCCACGGUCCUCUGAAGCUGCCGACAUCCUUCUCAGCUGUUUCACCGUUAGUCAUUUCUGAUUUCACAUCCACAAGGUAAUGACAACGCUGGUCCCACCCAACAUCAGUUCAUCCACGCGGCUCUUGGAAAUGUUUAUAUUCGUACUGCUACAUUUAAAAUUGAUCGUUCCAUUCAGAUCUUAAUUUUUCACAAAAUUGAUGCACUUAUAGAAUCCUGUGAAAACACAGAAAGCUCUUAACCGGUUUCCUUAAAGUGUUCAAGCCAUCGAAAUGGUAAAUAAAAAAAUGCCUCUCUCUGCAUUGUUAGCAUUUUCCCAGCAUGCAAUUCCCUGGUUCCAAGCCUUUCUUAAUGCCAUUCUGUUGCCAUCAGGGUAAAACUCCGUUAGAUGAAUCAGGACUAGAAUGAAUUCCGUUAGAUGAAUCAGGACUUGGCAAAUGAAUUAACGGUGCGUUUUUAAUGCCGAAAGGUAUUUUUUGUGAAGGCCAGUGUGUGAAAAUGAUAUAAAAUCAUGUAGAAAGAGAGUAUGUUUUGAGUGAAUGCUAAAGUCUUGGUACACGGUACAUUGAAUUGAUUUAAGUCUCAAAUCAGGGCUGAAUCAUUUGAGAUGAUUGUGAAGAUGUUUCACUAUUCAUAAGGGAGAGAGAAUAACCGAAAUGCGCCUCAAACCUACACACAUUUCACUGCCAUAUUUUCCCUGCUUUUAAAAGAAUAACGUAGCGUCCGCAAAGCCUGAAUGGUUUUCCCCUUAAUCCGGUUUGAAUUCCUGAGACUCUGCCCAGGACAUCUCCGUUUGUAAAUUAUCUUCUUCAGAGCCUCUCCGUUUCCGCACAGUGAAACCACCUAGCAUUCAGGUAUUUAAACUGCAAGUUAAUGCGACUAGGUUUUAAACGGAAUGGCUGUUUAAUGGAAAUACUGUUCACAAGCUCCCCUGAAGGUUUACGCUUUUUUGGCGGAGUUGUAUUCCCGGGUUGUAGUGUAGUGAAACCAUCCGCAAAUUGUGAAAUUCGGUUGUGGGGAAAGGAGUAUAUAUAUUUUUUUUUUACUGAAAAGGAGUUUCAAGCCCGCGUUUGUCGACCAUGAUGCUUAAUCGCCCUUUUCCUUUGCCAGUCAUCGCUAAAUAUAACCUAGUUUAGAAGCAUAAAUAUUUGUACGCGGGACGCUAGUAACGGUUGUAAUGUAGGCCAGGCUUCCUGGGAUUCUUGAGGGCCUGGGUUGACUGCACCUUCCAAUUGAGGCCUGCAAGUUAAAGGGUGAGCUCCUGAAAUGGCCCCUGGGUCUUGGUGCCAACCAACAUGUUUACUUCUUCCGACAGGAAGACCCAUAAACGGCAAAAACCCUUUUGACCAAUGAACAGGCUGCUUUCUCCCCUGUGUCAUCCUGUACCCCCCUCUGAUAGGCUACGACUCAGAGGCCAACAUUGAGCGAUAAGUUAUCAUGUCGGCGUGUAAAGUCUGUCGGAAGUUGGGCUACAUUUCUGGGACUGCCUUUCCCCCCCCCCCCCCCACGAGCAUCUUGGCAAUCUACUAACCUGGAGGACCAUCGUAAGCAGACUCCGAUGGGUCACAGAAUGUUUGCGUACCAUGGACACCCUCCCGGCUGUUUCUGUGCACAACGGUCGCUUGCUAACCACCCCCCGAUUUAUGUCAGGGGG